Paraphaeosphaeria sporulosa is the source of this 1434-nucleotide messenger RNA. Its product is annotated as HAD-like protein. The transcript is spliced from 4 exons. The coding region runs from base 1 to 1434 and encodes 477 amino acids. The record is from RefSeq and is a predicted model, not a curated record. NCBI's taxonomy places the organism in Eukaryota, Fungi, Ascomycota, Dothideomycetes, Pleosporales, Didymosphaeriaceae.
AUGCUGCCCUACGUCCCUAUCAUUGCCGUUAUCUUCGAUCUAGGCGACGUCUUCUUUCAGUGGUCGCGCACAACGAAGACCGAAAUUUCUCCAGGCAUGAUGAAGAAGAUCCUCAACUCGACCCCUUGGUGUGACUACGAGUGUGGCCGCAUAACACAAGCGGCCUGCUACGAAAGUGUGGCCCAACAGUUCCGGGUAGACGUCUGUCAAGUUUGUGAGGCCUUCGACCAGGCCCGUGCAUCCUUGAAGCCCGAUGCUGAACUUGUCUCCUUCAUCAAGGACCUGCGGAGGCAACGGCCGAUCAAAGUGUAUGCAAUGUCGAACAUUGCAAAGGAAGACUUUGCUACUCUCGGGGACAAGAUAGACUUGGAGCUUUUCGACGAUAUAUUCACAUCCGGUGAACAUGGGAGGCGGAAGCCGGAGCUGGACUUUUAUCGCGAGGUGCUGAUGGAGAUUGACUUGAGGGCUGAGGAAGUUUUGUUUGUAGACGACAGAGUGGAAAAUGUGCGCGCAGCGAGGAACAUAGGGAUAAGGGGCCUUGUUUUUGAUGACAAGACGACCGACACGCUAAAAGAUCAGCUAUUUGGACCAAUCGUUAGAGGUUAUGAAUGGCUGCACCGGAGCGGAUGUGAUUUCGAGUCAGUGACAGACAGUGGUGUAUGUGUUGGCGACAACUUUGCGAAGUUGCUGAUUGUCGAGACAACUCAAAACUCAGAUAUCGUUCACUUCGGGCCCUACUCAAAAGGUACAUGGAAUUUCUUCUCGGGACCUGCCACGCUCGUGCCGGGGGGAAUCUUCCCUGAUGAUCUUGACACUACUUCCUUAGCUCUGGCAGUGCUUCCUCCUCCCCAGCCUGAGGAGGUCACCUCAAUUCUGGAUCGGAUGGCAGAAUACGUCAUGCCUGAUGGGUCCUUUCUGACAUAUUUUGACAAGGAGCGUCCGCGCAUCGAUGCCGUUGUCAAUGCCAACAUACUCGCCUGCUUUUACCGCUUCGGCCGCGGGCACGAAUUUCCCCACACAUACCAGUAUGUUCGCGAUGUGAUUGAGCGACGGAGCUAUUUGGAUGGCACGCGUUACUACCCAUCAGCCGACUGCUGUCUGGGCUUCUUCACACGGCUGCUACAGUCUGCAGCGACGGACACAAAUCUGCAGUGUACGCUUCGCCCAUUGCUGGGCUCACGGCUGAAAGAGCGCGUUGCGAAAAAUGGCAAUGCCUUGGACCUUGCGAUGCGAAUCAUAGCUUGCACCUACUUGGGCGUAGAGUGCAGUGUGGAUCGGGAGGCGCUACUGGCAAUGCAGCUUGAGGACGGCAGCUGGGAGCCGGGUUGGAUCUAUAGAUAUGGAUCCACAGGGGUGAAGCUCGGCAAUCGUGGCGCUACAACGGCGUUUGCACUUAAGGCAAUCAGUAGCUCAACAAUUGGGGAAGUUAUGUAA